This is a messenger RNA of Scophthalmus maximus (turbot), 3051 nucleotides long. RefSeq names its product signal transducer and activator of transcription 1-alpha/beta. Bases 268 to 2478 code for a protein of 736 amino acids. Lineage: Eukaryota; Metazoa; Chordata; Actinopteri; Pleuronectiformes; Scophthalmidae. The transcript is spliced from 25 exons. Gene Ontology annotation, molecular function: RNA polymerase II cis-regulatory region sequence-specific DNA binding; DNA-binding transcription factor activity, RNA polymerase II-specific. The record is from RefSeq and is a predicted model, not a curated record. Gene Ontology annotation, biological process: regulation of cell population proliferation; response to peptide hormone; regulation of transcription by RNA polymerase II.
GCGUCAUGAACCCUAAGCAGUGAUUGGCCGACGGUGUUUCCGUGCAGUUACAUCCAGUACUUUUGUUCGGAGAGGCUGUCAGAUUUGGAACCAAACACUGGACAUAGACAACUACUUUCUCACAUACAUUUUUUAUACGCUCCCGCUCAAUAAACGAACAAUGGCGCAGUGGGGCCAGCUUCAGAUGCUGGACUGCAAGUACCUGGAGCAGGUGGACCAGCUGUAUGAUGAUUCCUUCCCCAUGGACAUCAGACAGUACCUGAGCAAAUGGAUCGAAAGCAUCGACUGGUAAGAUGUCAAACACGGCAGGAUGAUUGGGACACGGUGGCGCUGCAGGAUUCGCUGGCUACGGUCCGCUUCCAUGACCUCCUGGCUCAGCUGGACGACCAACACAGCCGCUUCGCCUUGGAGAACAACUUCUUGCUGCAGCACAACAUCCGCAAGAUCAAGAGGAACCUGCAGGAUCGAUUCCAGGAAGAACCAGUCAGCAUGGCCAUGAUCAUCUCCAGAAACCUGAUGGAGGAGCAGAAGAUUCUGGCCAAUGCGAAGAGUACGGAGCAGGAGGGCGAGGGGACGGUGUCGGCCAUGGUGGUAGAGAAACAGAAACUGGACAACAAAGUGAAGGAGAUAAAAGACAGAGUGCAGUUUGUGGAUCAGAACAUAAAGAAUGUGGAAGACCUGCAGGACGAGUACGACUUCAAAGUCAACACGCUGAAGAACAGAGAGAACGAAAUGAACGGCAUGACACCGAAGGAGCUGGAGAAGGAGAAGAUGCUGCUAGCGAGGAUGUGCUUCGAGCUGAAAGCCAAGCGCCAGGACGUGGUGACCCAGCUGAACGAGCUCCUGAAUGUCACCCAGGCUCUGCUGUCGGACCUGAUCUCCGAGGAGCUGCCGGAGUGGAAGCAGCGGCAGCAGAUCGCCUGUAUCGGGGGUCCGCCCAAUGCCUGCGUGGACCAGCUCCAGAACUGGUUCACAGCUGUAGCAGAGAGUCUGCAGCAGGUUCGUCAGCACCUGAAGAAGCUGCAGGAGCUGGAGCAGAAGUUCACCUACGACAGUGACCCCAUCACACAGAAGAAAGCUUUCCUGGAGGCCAGAGCUCUGGAACUCCUCAAGAACCUCCUCUCCAACUCUCUGGUCGUCGAGAGGCAGCCCUGCAUGCCCACCCACCCACAGAGGCCCCUGGUGCUGAAGACAGGUGUCCAGUUCACCGUGAAACUCAGGUUCCUGGUGAAGCUGCAGGAGUUUAACUACCAACUCAAAGUCAAAGCUGUGUUUGACAAGGAUGUUACAGAGAAGAAAGGGUUUCGGAAGUUCAACAUUUUGGGAACAAACACCAAAGUGAUGAACAUGGAGGAGUCGAACGGCAGCCUGGCAGCUGAGUUCAGACAUUUGCAACUGAAAGAGCAGAAAGUGGCUGGGAACAGAACCAAUGAGGGUCCCCUGAUCGUCACCGAGGAGCUACACUCACUCAGCUUCGAGUCCGAGCUGCAGCUCAACCAGUCGGGACUUGACAUCAAACUGGAGGCCAUGUCUCUGCCUGUCGUGGUCAUCUCCAACGUCUGUCAGCUGCCCAGUGGUUGGGCCUCAAUCCUCUGGUACAACAUGCUCACCACCGAGCCCAAGAACCUGAAGUUCUUCCUCUCCCCUCCGACGGCGAAAUGGUCUCAGCUGUCCGAGGUUCUGAGCUGGCAGUUCUCCUCCGUCACCCAGCGAGGCCUGAACCAGGAGCAGCUCAACAUGCUCGCCGACAAACUGCUUGGAACCAAAGCCCAGAGGAACCCAGAGGGACAAAUCCCCUGGAACAAGUUCUGCAAGAGUGCCAACGAGAAAGCGUUUCCCUUCUGGCUGUGGAUCGAAGGAAUCCUAGAUCUGAUCAAAAGGCACCUGCUCUCGCUGUGGAACGACGGCUCCAUCAUGGGUUUCAUCAGCAAGGAGAGGGAGCGUGCGCUGCUGAACGACAAGUGUCCCGGGACCUUUCUGCUUCGGUUCAGUGAGAGCAGCAGGGAGGGAGCCAUCACCUUCACCUGGAUCGAACACGACGUCCACGACAAGCCCGACUUCCACUCGGUGGAGCCAUACACGAAGAAGGAGCUGGGCGCCGUCUCUCUGCCUGACAUCAUCCGCACCUACAAGGUGAUGGCCGCUGAGAACAUCCCGGAGAACCCGCUCCGCUUCCUUUACCCAAACAUCCCCAAAGACAAGGCCUUUGGGAAGUUCUAUCCCAAACCCACUGAGACUGCAGAGCCAAUGGACGUGGAGAGCCUGGAGAAGAGGGGCUACAUGAAGACAGAGCUCAUAUCCGUUUCGGAAGUACAUCCGUCCAGACUGCAUGACAACAUGAUGCCCAUGUCUCCGGACGACUACAAGGUUCUGGAGCAGUACGUCGGACCCAGGGACAUCGACGCCGUGGCUAGCAAUCUGGUUGGAUUCGGAGAUUUUGACAUGCAGAUGAGUGCAGACUUCCCCGACGAGAACUGAAGCGUCGUUGCCUCGUCCACUUCUUACCGCUGUACUGGGUUGUUUGUGUUUUUAUUUUCCACUACACAAUAGAUUUAUCGUUUUUUCUCUGAUGUGCAACGACAAUAAUCCUCCAUAACUCGAAAUGACAGGAAAAAACAUAAUAAGAUGCCACCCGGCAUCUACAGAACUCAAUGAGCUGAAAAGUAUCACAGCAAAUCCGCGGUAGUUGUCUGUACUGUACAUGCAUAAACUGCUAAUAGUCAAAUUCUUUAUACUUGUAAAGGUUUAAAUACAUACGGAAGUUAGUACUUGAGGUGAAGUUAAUGUGAAUCUGUCACUUUAAAUGUGUACAUAUCUUUUAUUGAAAGUGAAAUGUAAAACUCUGUGAAAACGGUUCCGCCUACUUUUAAAAAAAAUGACUUCACCACAGUCGCAGCAGAAAUUCUAUGAAAACAAAAGCACUUCAUAAAUUGUGUAUUUAAAAUCAUAGAGUGCAUGUGUGGAUGUAAGAAACCCUAACUGCAGCUGAACCACUGCGUGGCUCCUGCCAGGCAUGAGAAAUAAAGCAGAACUAUGCUGGAGAUAAUAUCA